This is a messenger RNA of Drosophila arizonae, 4096 nucleotides long. RefSeq names its product putative ATP-dependent RNA helicase DHX57. Gene Ontology annotation, cellular component: intracellular anatomical structure. The record is from RefSeq and is a predicted model, not a curated record. Lineage: Eukaryota; Metazoa; Arthropoda; Insecta; Diptera; Drosophilidae. Gene Ontology annotation, molecular function: ATP binding; RNA binding; metal ion binding.
CGUGUUAUCGAAAGGCGUUCUGGCACAUUGCUGACUUGGUAAUGUUCCAUUGGCCAUUUUUGGGUUAUUAGCUUUAAUUGCGAAAUUGCUUAGACUAGUUAACGAAAUUCUGUAAACAUGGACGAGCUGUCACGCCAAUGCAUGGAGGACUGGCACGUGCGACCGCCUAGCGAUGUGCGCACAACGAAUGUUCAGGCGCCACCAAAAUCGGUGCCGGAUAACAAAUCCCGCAAGACGGAGCUGCACGUGCUGCGGCUCAGCGAUGAGUCACAACAACUGACAAUGGACACAUUGCGCACCAUACACGGACCGGACUUCAAGCUCGAUGACAUCGCCAAAUACAAGGAUCGGGGGCGUGGCGGGAAAGGUAUUAAGCAUGCCUACUGGGAGGAUCGCGGUACACUCCAAGUGCAAAGUGUUCAAGGUGUUAGUGCGACGUCCAGCAGCACAGCCGAUGACGACCGUUUGCGUCGCUAUGCACUGCUCAAGCUGGAGAACUAUGGCUUCCAUCCUGCUCAUUGCCUAGAAGCGUAUGAGCAUUGCUCACACGAUACGGAAGCAGCGCUGCUGUUGCUGUAUAAACGCUAUAUGCGCGUGCCUGCCAAUGAAAUCCUGGAGCUAGAGGCACACGACGAGGCGAGUCUGCUGGAUAUGCGAGCCGACGAGAAGGAAGCUCUGCAGUCCAUCUACGACAAGGCAUUCGAGGAGCGUGAAUAUAACAGCGUUUGGAAUCUUAAGUUUAAGAUUGAACAUCUGCUGGCGCACAGCCCAUCGGAGGUGCGCAAGGCGCGGGAAGCAGUGCUUGCGGCAGCCGCUGCCGUUCGCCAAGCGGCAUUGGACAAGAAGAAGAAGGCGCCGCAACGUUGUCGCAAUUUUGAUCGUGAUGGCACGUGUAAAUUUGGACCCAAAUGCCGAUUUGCCCAUGUGCCAGCACAGCCCGAGGUGACGGGGACACCGGAGCGCAAGCGUGCCGACAAUCUGGAUGAGAACGAGAAUGAGCAGUGGUUCCACGUGGAGGUGCGUUUUCCGCCGGGCAGUCGUUAUCCAUACGAAGCGCCAUACAUCUACCUCAAGACCACCUGCCACGAUAUACCACAUGAGCUGCGCUUGCGCUUCGCUCGCCGUCUGUACCAGGAGGCGCGCCAAAUUUGCCGAGACGGCAUUCCCUGCAUCUACAGCGUAUGUGAGAUGCUGCAAACGGAUGAGGGUCUGGCCGGCAGCCUGGACACCACCCGUUUCCCUUCGCCCAAGCAUUCGCUCUUCCACGAAGAGCCGGCAAAUGGCGCUGAUCAAGAUGCCAACGAGGGGGCAGCGGCAAAGCCGCGUCCCAGCCACUACGAGCGCGGACAAACGUCGCGCAACGAUGGCGGCACUUAUCAGCGGAAUGCCGCCGCAUUGGCAUCUAUGAAUCGCAACCUGUUGAAGCAGUUCAACGACCGCCGGCGCGAAAGUAGCUACAUCAAGUCGAUCGAGGGCCGCAGGAAGCUGCCUGCCUUUGCCGAAAUCGAGCGCAUUAUGGCGCUCAUCAGGAGCAACCAGGUGGUUGUCAUUUCAGGCGAGACCGGCUGUGGCAAGAGCACCCAAGUGCCGCAGUUCAUAUUGGACGAUUGGUUCUUCCAGGCCUGCAAGGCUACAUCUGAAGACAUGCCCCAUGUAGAGAUUAUCUGUACGCAGCCGCGUCGACUCUCGGCUAUCGGUGUGGCUGAGCGUGUGGCCGCCGAGCGUGUGGAUCGCAUUGGCCGGCUGGUUGGCUAUCAGAUACGGCUUGAGAACAAGAUCUCGGAAAGCACGAGGCUGACCUUCUGCACCACUGGCAUACUGUUGCGACGCCUGUCCUCCGAUCCGCUGCUAACCAACGUUAGCCAUGUGAUUGUGGACGAAGUGCACGAGCGAUCGCAGGACUCAGAUUUCCUGUUGCUUAUACUCAAGAAUAUAUUGCGGGAACGCAAGGAUCUUAAAGUGAUACUCAUGUCCGCCACGUUGAAUGCGUCGCUCUUUUCCAAUUACUUUGGCGGCGCACCUGUGCUGGAUAUACCGGGACGUACGUUUCCAGUGGAACAGCUCUUCCUUGAGGAUAUACUGGAUGCUUGUGAUUUUGUUAUGGAAUGCGACACGAAGUUCUGUCGCAAGCUCAAGAAGAAGGACCAGGAGGUGCUGGAAAGUGUGCUGGAAUUCGCCGAUCUCCAGGCCAGCAGUGAGCCGCCUGGCCCCAAGAUCAAGGACGAGAAUCUGACGCUAGCCGAGACCUACGCCCGCUAUUCGGACUACAGCAAGACGACAUGCAAGAGCAUCUACCUGAUGGAGCCAAUGAUGAUCAAUCCAGAUCUAAUUGAGUCUGUGCUCAAAUACAUUGUGGAGGGCGAUCAUCAUUGGCCGCGUGAGGGCAGCAUCCUCAUCUUUCUGCCCGGCUUUCAGGAGAUACAAGCGGUGCUCAAUGCGCUGCAGGACAGCGCAGUGGGCCCGCGUUCUGGAAAGUAUUUGCUCAUCCCAUUGCAUUCAGCCUUGUCCAGCGAAGAUCAGGCGAUGGUCUUCAAGCGUGCACCGCCGGGAAAACGAAAAAUUGUGCUCAGCACGAAUAUAGCCGAGACAUCUGUCACGAUCGAUGAUUGCGUCUUUGUCAUCGACUGCGGCCUCAUGAAGGAGAAGGGCUUCGACUCGAACCGGAAUAUGGAAUCGUUAGAUCUGGUCUGGGUGUCGCGCGCCAAUGCCAAACAGCGCAAAGGCCGAGCCGGCCGUGUGAUGCCCGGCGUGUGCAUCCAUUUGUAUACCCGCUAUCGAUAUGAGCAUCACAUAUUGGCCCAGCCGGUGCCCGAGAUACAGCGAGUGCCGCUCGAGCAGAUUGUGCUACGCAUCAAGACGCUGUCAAUGUUCGCCUCGCGCAAUACCCUCUCCGUGCUGCUCGAAACACUGGAUGCGCCCAAGGAGGACAGCGUGCAGGGCGCGCUGAUGCGAUUGCGAGAUGUCGGCGCCUUGGACAUCGACGAUCAGCUAACGCCACUUGGCCACCAUUUGGCCGCGUUGCCCGUGGACGUGCGCAUUGGCAAACUGAUGCUCUACGGCGCCAUCUUCCAGUGCCUGGACAGCGUGCUCACCAUCGCCGCCUGCCUGAGCAACAAAUCGCCGUUCGUCAGUCCGCUGAACAAGCGCGACGAGGCCGACAAACGCAAGCGACAAUUCGCGCUCGAUCACAGCGACCAUCUGACCGUGCUGAAUGCUUAUCGAAAAUGGCUCGCUGUAGCGAAACGUGGACAUUAUGGAGCCAGUCGAAAUUAUGCGAGUACGAACUACCUGUCAAUCAACACGCUGGAGAUGAUUGCAGAUCUCAAGUAUCAGUAUCUGGAGUUGCUCGUCUCGAUUGGAUUUGUGCCGGUGAAUGUGCCACGACGCAGGCCGAAUAGCAGCGACAAUGUACUCCAGCUAACAGGUCACGAACAGAACGUGAACGGCGAGAACAAUCGACUGCUGACAUCGCUGCUCUGUGCUGCACUCUAUCCGAAUAUUGUGAAGAUCAUGACACCGGAUCGCGUCUAUAUACAGACAGCCGGUGGCGCAGUGCCGCGCGAGCCCGGCCAUCAGGAUUUGCGCUUUAAGACGCGCGGCGAUGGCUAUGUACGCAUCCACCCGUCCUCUGUCAACUCACAGGUCGCUGUCUUCCAGGCCCCGUUCCUUGUCUACCAGGAGAAGGUGUGCACCAGCUCCAUUUACAUACGCGACUGCUCAAUGCUGCCCCUGAUUGCCCUGGUCCUGUUUGCCGGCUCCGAUUUCAAGGUGGAGCUCCAUGAUGGUGACUUCCUGUUUCUACUCGAGAGCGGCUGGAUCAUCGUGAAGGCGCACAACCAUGAGACAGCUGAGCUGAUCCAAUGUAUGCGCACCGAACUGAUCAAGCUGCUCGAGGAGAAGAUACGCGAUCCGUGCCUCAAUUUGUUGCACCACAAGAAUGGCUGCAAGAUCAUUGCGAACAUUGUGCAUCUAAUAAGCAACAACUAUUAAUGUCUAAUGCAUUAGCCGCUCAUUGUUCCGUACAUUCAGUCUUUUUGUAUCACAUCAGCCAAGCCAAUAGCAAAGCUUAUACUAUUUUAUAAUGCGAGUACAAUAC